Messenger RNA from Drosophila subobscura, 471 nucleotides. Its product is annotated as S-phase kinase-associated protein 1-like. Bases 1 to 411 code for a protein of 136 amino acids. Gene Ontology annotation, molecular function: cullin family protein binding. The record is from RefSeq and is a predicted model, not a curated record. Gene Ontology annotation, cellular component: nucleus; cytoplasm. Gene Ontology annotation, biological process: SCF-dependent proteasomal ubiquitin-dependent protein catabolic process. NCBI's taxonomy places the organism in Eukaryota, Metazoa, Arthropoda, Insecta, Diptera, Drosophilidae. The transcript has a single exon.
AUGACAAGGCCGCGUGUGGAAGCGGAGCGAACUCUUCGCUUGGUGUCCCUUGAGGGGGAGACCUUCGACACGGAUCUCCUCGCUGCCACGACUUCGGGCUACAUCAAAGAGUGUCUGCAGGAGAAUGGCGACAUGCCGGAGGAGGAGCAGGCGGAGCAGCAGACAGCUGUAAUUUCGUUGCCCUUUGUGCGGUCUCCCAUUUUGAGCAAAAUACUGACCUGGGCCCAGCACCACAAGGCGGAGCCAGAGGCGGCUCUGCAGCAGGAAUUGUCGGCAUGGGAUGCCGAGUUUCUCAAUAUUGACGGGACGACACUCUUGGAGCUGGCGAUGAUGGCCUACUUUCUGGACAUCAAGGGACUGCUGGAGCUGACUGCCGCGGCCGUGGCCAAAGGAAUUAUGAUGGAACAUUAAGACAAGGCAUUAAAUCCAACACUUAAUACCACAGCAAGGAGCUAGCUGAUAAGUCAGCGG